ACGUCAUUCCGCUUCCGGCGUCACGCACAGUUCCGCCAUGGCCUCCAUGGAAGGGAGUCGUACCCCUGCGAGGUCUCGGCGGGAUCCAGAGAGGCGCGCCUCGCGACAGGACAAGUAUUCAGUGCUUUUGCCCACCUACAACGAGCGCGAGAACCUACCGGUCAUCGUGUGGCUGCUGGUGAAAAGCUUCUCCGAGAGUGGGAUCAACUAUGAAAUUAUAAUCAUAGACGAUGGAAGCCCAGAUGGAACAAGGGACGUUGCUGAACAGUUGGAGAAGAUCUAUGGGUCAGACAAAAUUCUUCUAAGACCACGGGAGAAAAAGUUGGGACUAGGAACUGCGUAUAUUCACGGAAUGAAACAUGCCACAGGAAACUACAUAGUAAUUAUGGAUGCUGACCUCUCACAUCAUCCCAAAUUUAUUCCCGAAUUCAUUAGGAAGCAAAAGGAGGGUAAUUUUGACAUUGUCUCUGGAACGCGCUACAAAGGAAAUGGAGGUGUAUAUGGCUGGGAUUUGAAAAGAAAAUUAAUCAGCCGUGGGGCCAAUUUUAUAACUCAGAUUUUGCUGAGACCAGGAGCAUCUGAUUUAACAGGAAGUUUCAGGUUAUACAGAAAAGAAGUUCUACAGAAAUUAAUAGAAAAGUGUGUUUCUAAAGGCUACAUCUUCCAGAUGGAAAUGAUUGUGCGGGCAAGACAGCUGAAUUACACUGUUGGCGAGGUCCCAAUAUCAUUUGUGGAUCGUGUUUAUGGUGAAUCCAAGUUGGGAGGAAAUGAAAUAGUCUCUUUCUUGAAAGGAUUAUUGACACUUUUUGCUACUACAUAAAAGAAAGUUAUUCAUUUAUAUUUAUCAUGUUCAUUUCAAUUUAAACGUAGAGGAAGCCUGGUUGCUGAUUUUUAUAAAAUGUACUCUUAGAGCAUAAAUCAUAAGGUAAGGUAAAUUUCAUGCAAAUCUUUUUUCUGAAGAAACUCCAUUUUAUAUGUCAAAUUAAAUUAGAAAAAUGAGCAGUGUUAUCAAUUUUCGUUUACAUUUUGCUGUAUUAAGACCUAUAAAUAAAUGUAUAUGGGGUUUUGCAUAAAAUACUGUCUUCAUAGAGUAUGUGAAUGCAGAAUUUCUGACAUGGGGAAGAUUUUGAAAUAUUUAUAAACUGGGUUCAUAGCUUUUUGUACCUAACAGAUGUCAGAAGAGGAAUGCUGAUUAUAUUGAUGAUAUAUAUAUAUAUAUGACUGCUUAUGAAUUGAAAAAGAAAUACACACCUCUGCCCUUUUAAAAUAUAGCUGAGAUGUCUUUAAGUCAGAUAAAACUACAUUUAGGGCAGUUUUAGAGUUUGGUUCUUUGCAGCUGUUGAGUUGAUGAAGUAAUUCAUUUGUCAGAGCACGUCUUUUAAAAUAAACCUUGUGAACUGUAAA
Messenger RNA from Pteropus alecto (black flying fox), 1404 nucleotides. RefSeq names its product dolichyl-phosphate mannosyltransferase subunit 1, catalytic (gene DPM1). The record is from RefSeq and is a predicted model, not a curated record. Gene Ontology annotation, cellular component: endoplasmic reticulum membrane. Gene Ontology annotation, molecular function: dolichyl-phosphate beta-D-mannosyltransferase activity. Bases 38 to 820 code for a protein of 260 amino acids. The transcript is spliced from 9 exons. Lineage: Eukaryota; Metazoa; Chordata; Mammalia; Chiroptera; Pteropodidae. Gene Ontology annotation, biological process: protein O-linked glycosylation via mannose; GPI anchor biosynthetic process.